Messenger RNA from Camelina sativa (false flax), 901 nucleotides. Its product is annotated as linoleate 9S-lipoxygenase 5-like. Gene Ontology annotation, molecular function: metal ion binding; oxidoreductase activity, acting on single donors with incorporation of molecular oxygen, incorporation of two atoms of oxygen. Gene Ontology annotation, biological process: lipid oxidation. Lineage: Eukaryota; Viridiplantae; Streptophyta; Magnoliopsida; Brassicales; Brassicaceae. The record is from RefSeq and is a predicted model, not a curated record.
UGUCCUCAUAAGUUCAGACGGAAUUCUGGAGAGAACGGUCUUCCCGGGUCGAUAAGCCAUGGAACUAUCUUCUUCAAUUUACAAGAAUUGGGUUUUCACCGAUCAAGCUCUCCCUAAAGAUCUCCUCAAAAGAGGACUUGCCGUGGAAGAUCCAAACAUCGACAAUGGUGUUAAGCUUUUGAUCGAGGAUUACCCUUAUGCGGUCGACGGUUUAGAGAUUUGGUCAGCGAUCAAAACUUGGGUCACUGAGUACUGCUCAUUCUAUUACAAGAAUGACAAAACCGUUCAAACCGAUAUAGAGAUCCAGUCAUGGUGGACCGAGCUCCGAACAAAAGGCCACGGGGACAAACAACACGAAUCAUGGUGGCCAUCGAUGCAAACCCGCGAUGACCUCAUCGAAUCCUGCACGAUCAUCAUUUGGAUCGCCUCUGCUCUUCACGCAGCAGUCAAUUUUGGACAGUAUCCUUACGCCGGGUUUCUCCUUAACCGACCUACGAUCAACCGCCGAUUUAUGCCUGAGCCAGGCACCGUUGAGUACACUGAGCUGGCUGAAGACACUGACGUAGCGUUCUUGAAGACGAUCACGCCGCAGUUACAGACUCUUCUUGGGAUCUCCAUCAUAGAGACCUUGUCUAUGCAUUCAACGGAUGAGAUCUACUUAGGGCAAAGAGAGUCACCGAACUGGACAGCUGAUGAUGAGGCUUUGGAGGCGUUUAAACGGUUUGGUAAAGAACUGGAGCUGAUAGAGAACAAUAUUAUAAAAAGAAACAAUGACAAGAGAUUCAAGAACAGGACCGGACCAGUUAACAUACCAUACACUCUGUUAUACCCAAAUACUACGAAUUACAGAAGAGAAGGUGAGUUUACUGGGAAGGGAAUCCCUAACAGUGUCUCAAUCUAG